GCCCCCGGGGCAGGGCGCCCCGUCCCGGCGGCCGGCUCUGCGGGGGCUGCCCCAGCGCCGCCGCCCGCAGCCCACCAUGACCGGGCCGAGGCUGGCCCUCGCCGCCGCGCUCCUCUGCAGCUGCACCUCACCGGUGGCCGACGCCAACUCCUGGUGGUCUUUGGCCAUGAAUCCCAUCCAGAGACCUGAGAUGUACAUCAUCGGCGCUCAGCCGGUGUGCAGCCAGCUGCCGGGGCUCUCCCCCGGGCAGCGCAAGCUCUGCCAGCUCUACCAGGAGCACAUGGUGUUCAUCGGGGAAGGGGCCCGCAGUGCCAUCAAGGAGUGCCAGUACCAGUUUCGGCAGCGGCGGUGGAACUGCAGCACGGUGGACAACACCUCUGUCUUUGGGCGGGUCAUGAAAAUAGGGAGCCGAGAGACUGCUUUCACCUACGCCGUCAGUGCUGCCGGGGUGGUGAACGCGAUCAGCCGGGCUUGCCGUGAAGGAGAGCUCUCCAGCUGUGGCUGCAGCCGGACGGCCCGGCCCAAGGACUUGCCCCGAGACUGGCUGUGGGGUGGCUGCGGGGAUAACGUGGAGUAUGGAUAUCGUUUUGCCAAGGAGUUUGUGGAUGCCAAGGAGAGGGAGAAGAACUACGUGAGAGGUUCAGAGGAGCAGGCUCGCAUGCUGAUGAACUUGCAGAACAACGAGGCUGGUCGCAGGGCCGUGUACAAGCUGGCGGACGUGGCCUGCAAAUGCCACGGUGUGUCGGGCUCCUGCAGCCUCAAGACCUGCUGGCUGCAGCUGGCUGACUUCCGCAAGGUGGGCGACCUGCUGAAGGAGAAGUACGACAGCGCCGCUGCCAUGAGGAUCAGCCGCAAGGGCAAGCUGGAGCUGGUGAACAACCGUUUCAACAUGCCGACGCAAGAGGACCUGGUCUACGUCGACCCCAGCCCGGACUAUUGCCUGCGCAAUGACACCACUGGCUCUCUGGGCACCCAGGGCCGACUGUGCAACAAGACCUCAGAGGGCAUGGAUGGGUGUGAGCUGAUGUGCUGCGGACGGGGUUAUGACCAGUUCAAGAGCGUCCAGGUGGAGCGUUGCCACUGCAAGUUCCAUUGGUGCUGUUACGUCAAGUGUAAAAAGUGCACAGAGAUCGUCGACCAGUAUGUCUGUAAAUGAAAGGAGCCACCAAAGCAACAAAUCUAUAUUAUAUAAAUCUAUAUAAAUAUAUUUUAUAUUUGUAUAAAUAAACAGAUGAUGAUAAUAAUUAAAGAAGCUUAUUUAA
Molecule: messenger RNA, 1262 nt
Organism: Gymnogyps californianus (California condor)
Lineage: Eukaryota; Metazoa; Chordata; Aves; Accipitriformes; Cathartidae
Gene: WNT5B
Product: Wnt family member 5B
Exons: 5
Coding region: 77-1156 (359 amino acids)
Biological process (GO): cell fate commitment; neuron differentiation; multicellular organism development
Cellular component (GO): extracellular region
Molecular function (GO): cytokine activity; frizzled binding
Source: RefSeq, a predicted model, not a curated record